CCGAAGGACAGAUUCUCGCUUCCUGUGCUCGCUCCCGCCCCUCUCCUUCCCCACCUGCCACGUACGGGCCGGCCCGGGUCUGUGCGACUGGCCCGGCCCGUCUUUCUCUAGAGUUAUCUGUAUAAAACAUCCUGGAGUCUACCAUGAAUGGACAGUUGGACCUAAGUGGGAAGCUAAUUAUCAAAGCUCAACUUGGGGAGGAUAUUCGGCGAAUCCCCAUUCAUAAUGAAGAUAUUACUUAUGAUGAAUUAGUGUUAAUGAUGCAGCGAGUUUUCAGAGGAAAACUUCUGAGUAAUGAUGAAGUUACAAUAAAGUACAAAGAUGAAGAUGGAGAUCUUAUAACAAUUUUUGAUAGUUCUGACCUUUCUUUUGCAAUUCAGUGUAGUAGGAUACUGAAACUGACAUUAUUUGUUAAUGGCCAGCCAAGACCCCUUGAAUCAAGUCAAGUGAAAUAUCUCCGUCGAGAACUUGUAGAACUUCGAAAUAAAGUGAAUCGUUUAUUGGAUAGUUUGGAACCGCCUGGAGAACCAGGACCUUCCACCAGUAUUCCUGAAAAUGAUACAGUGGAUGGUAGGGAAGAAAAGCCUGCUGCUUCUGAUUCUUCUGGUAAACAGUCUACUCAAGUUAUGGCAGCGAGUAUGUCAGCUUUUGAUCCUUUGAAAAACCAGGAUGAAAUCAAUAAAAAUGUUAUGUCAGCAUUUGGCUUAACAGAUGAUCAGGUUUCAGGGCCGCCCAGUGCUCCAGCAGAAGAUCGUUCAGGAACUCCCGACAGCAUUGCUUCCUCCUCCUCAGCAGCUCACCCGCCAGGAGUUCAGGCACAGCAGCCUCCGUAUACGGGAGCUCAGGCACAAGCAGGUCAGAUUGAAGGUCAGAUGUACCAGCAGUACCAGCAGCAGGCUGGCUAUGGUGCACAGCAGCCUCAGGCUCCGCCCCAGCAGCCUCAGCAGUACGGUAUUCAGUAUUCAGCUAGCUAUAGUCAGCAGACUGGACCUCAACAACCUCAGCAGUUCCAGGGAUACGGCCAGCAAGCAACUUCCCAGGCACCAGCUCCUGCCUUUUCUGGUCAGCCUCAACAACUGUCUGCUCAACCACCACAGCAGUACCAGGCGAGCAGUUAUCAACAAACUUACACCACCCAAACUUCUCAGUCUGCUAACUACACUGUACCCCCUGCCUCUCAGCCUGGAAUGGCUCCAAGCCAACCCGGGGCUUAUCAGCCAAGACCAGGUUUUACUCCACCUCCAGGAAGUACCAUAGCCCCUCCUCCAAGCGGGCCUAACCCUUACGCACGCAAUCGUCCUGCCUUUAGUCAGGGCUAUACCCAGCCUGGACCUGGUUAUCGAUAAGGAGGUUCAGCUAUCCUGAUGAAAGUAGCUGUUUGCCUCCCAAGACUCCAAUACUAUUUUAUUUUAAUUUGUAUUGAAGUUCAGAAAUUUAAACAGCACAGCAUUUUUUUUAUGGUAUCAUUGAUGCUGUUAAUUGAAAGUAUAAUUUGCUGGAGCACAAAAAAAAAGACCAAAAUGAAAGUUUUUUUCCUCUCCUGCUUAAAAAUGUAGCAGCUUUCUAGUUAUCUUGGAACACUACUCUUACAUGUGUGUAAAGUGAUUGGCUUUCUAGCUUCUCUUGUCCAGAGGAUAUUAAAAUGCUAGGUUGAGGUUUAGUCAUCUUACUUGGCUUUUUACUGUUAACAUGAUGUACUACUAAAGUAGAACCCUUUGAGAAGAUGACUAGAUACUAUAUAUAAAAAAUGUAACAUUGAUAGGUUAAUAAAGGUGAUUGAAUCCA
Messenger RNA from Chinchilla lanigera (long-tailed chinchilla), 1785 nucleotides. RefSeq names its product TRK-fused gene (gene Tfg). Gene Ontology annotation, cellular component: endoplasmic reticulum exit site. Gene Ontology annotation, molecular function: identical protein binding. Lineage: Eukaryota; Metazoa; Chordata; Mammalia; Rodentia; Chinchillidae. Gene Ontology annotation, biological process: COPII vesicle coat assembly; endoplasmic reticulum to Golgi vesicle-mediated transport. The record is from RefSeq and is a predicted model, not a curated record.